Molecule: messenger RNA, 2910 nt
Organism: Porites evermanni
Lineage: Eukaryota; Metazoa; Cnidaria; Anthozoa; Scleractinia; Poritidae
Source: the annotation of a GenBank genome assembly
AUGGAUGGUGUCUUUUUUGCCGUGCUGUUAUUCUUGGUCCACCCCGCAGCAGCUGUUUCUACCGAUGAGCCCCGUAAUGGUGCUUGUCGUGAUAACAGAGAAGAAUUUGGUUUUGCGUUAAUUGGUCAUGACUAUAAAUCCUUCCACGCUGACAAUUUUGGUCGCUGCUUUUUUAAGUGUAGUAUUGAGGAAAUAUGCCAAAGCAUAACGUUUCUCUGGAACAGUAAAGAAUGUAAAAUGAAGAACGAAACAAAGAGAUCAAGACCAGCAGAUUUUGUGGAAAAUUCAGCUGCUACGUACAUGGAAAAUUCUUUCCGAGGUAUGAUGUGUCUUGUAUAAUGAAGAGCCACUAGAGCUAGUUUUAACCGGGAAAGUGAUAAAAAAAACCCGAAAACUUUGCUACGAACUGCGGCAGUGGUUAAAACUUUCUUUGAGGUAAUUCCCUUGAUUUGAACUGCGCUUUACUUAGUGCGCAUAACUGACUUCAAAGGUGGUGGUGAUUUUCACUUGUGGCCAAAAAAGAGGUAACUAAGGCCCCGUUUGCAGUCCCAAUACUUUUAAUAGCGAUUUUGAAGAUUCUAAGUUUGUCUUGAAACUUGCCCCUGUCUCAUUGCGCAAAACGAUCAUUUGAAGCCCGAAUUGUCCCUUGUUGUCGUUUUGCGAUGAAACGAGGACGGUGAGCCCCAUUUUUAUUUGUGGUUUUUACUCGUCAUGGCUACACAAAAAAAUACAUAUUAAGGAGAAAAAGAUCUGGGCAGUAGAAGUUGUGUUUUUCAAGUUAGAUAUGAAUGACGCCAAACUCGGCAUUUAGAGCUACCGAUAAACAAACGGGCUCUAGGUUUUAAUAAAAUUCUUAAUUUUCAAUAUAUGAUGAGAAUUUUUGUCGGUCGUUCAAGUUUCCGCAUUUGGAGCGCAGCUAGGAAAAAACACUCAGAACUACGGGCACACAGGGCGAAAAACAAGCACGGUGACCACAUCUUUUUAUUGCAGGUUUUGAAUGCCUUUAUAUGGCUGACAAUUCAGUGCCAAAUUUGAAGAAAAUCUGCAUAGUACAUCCCAUUCAAGGGAAUUACCUUUGUCAGUGAAUAAUUCAGUCUAAUUACUUUGCAAUCUGUUAAAGAACACUUCACGCAAGUCAAGAUUCUAGUGUGAAUCGUAGUCCAACAACAUGUAUACCGAAUAUAACUCGGAUUCUAAAUAAAGCUCUCAUAGCCUUUACGACUGGCUGCAAGCCUGGGCCGGCAUUUCAACGGAUAUAAAUUGGAAAAAAAAUCAGAUACACUUACUCCGGCGCCUCAGCAGCCCGGGGGAGGUACUUUAGGAAUUCCUGGGUGGGGAUGUGCCGCUGGGACCCUGGAACCCUUAACCUAUACCAGAGCUAGUUCAGCUAAGUUUUGCUACCCUAUACUAGAGUAAACUCCCCAAAUCCCCCCCUAUCCUAGAGUAUCUGUUUUCCUAGUCUAGAUAAAAUCUUCAACCAACCAAUCAGUUUCCUGAAAAAUGAUACCCUAUUCUAGACCCAAAUAUAUGUUCUGAUUUUAUAUACCCUAUCCUAGAGUAAACUGCAUGAAAACCAUACCCUUCACUGCGGCACAUACCCAUAUAGCCUAUAUAUGGCGGUACUCUCCCCCCCAGGGCUCAGCAGUUCAGUUUUGGUCUGUUUUCGAGAUGUCCUUAUUAUUUUGUGAAUAACAUCUCAAAUGGUACAACUCAUUCUUCUUUACGUGUAAUCAAGCAGUAUCACUGGAAACAUUUCUUUAGGAGCGUUUUUUUUCCCUUCAAAUGGUACACGACGCUCAAGAUCCAAAGCGACGUUGACCGUCUAUUGUCACUGAACGCAACAGUGUACUAUCUCAUGUUGUUCAGCCGAUUCGUUUUAAAUUUGAUCAUUGUUUUGUCGCAGCAAAGAAAGGUUCUAAGGCUUUGGUGCCAGGAACUUCCUGUAAAGACAUUUUGGAAAGUGGUGACGCUCAGGGGGAUGGUGAGUGCUGGAUUGACCCAACAGCCUCAGGGGACCCCUUUAGAGUGUAUUGUGACAUGGUUACUGAUGGAGGUAAGUUCAAAUCACUCUGAAGGAAAGUUUGGUCAACUAAUCGUAAAAUUCUUGUCCCUUGAGCAAAAUGUGCUUUGCCCCGUCGCAGCUCACUGUAUUUCUUACACUUUACAGUCUGAAAGGACGAUCACAGGGUUCCGUAUUAUGUCUGUGCUUAACACGAUAUAUUGGACAUCAAUUGGACAUCCAUGUUAUGGUCAAUUGACAGCUGUCAGAAAAGAACAUCCGCUGACUAGAGACGCAUGACUGUAUCGCGUGUUCUGAUGUAAAGUUUCCAGUUUGUCUCCGAAAGCCACAUCGAACUAUAAUUUUUAGACAUAACUUUAAGUUUAUGCUCUUUCUAUAUUCAGGGCUUUAUUUCAAUAGCUUUAUGAAAUAAUGAUCAGCAUACGUUAAUGGGCCAAGAAAAUGUAAACAAGGAUUCCCCUAUAAGCCUGUCUAAAAUACUAUGAUAACAAGGGUUCCUUCUCGAUGUUGCGGAAACCAUAUUUUUCAUGUUUCCAUAUUUUCUAUCAUUCCAUCAAUUUACUUCUUAUUUUUUUUACUUAGGUGGAUGGCUACUUAUUACUCAGUACAUAGAGGGAAACCCUUCUCUUCUAGUUCAAUUGAACUCCUACAGACAAAUCCUUCCCAAGUACACUAUCAACGAGCAUUACUUACUACGAAGCGGCUUUAAUCAGCUUAAACAGGACAUGGGCUUCAGUCAGAUCCGGUUUUACUGUUUUAAGAAGUCGGUUGGCCGUGUGUUUCACAUCAUGACUAGCAACGAUUCCAAAGGAAAUGACGUGGUGAAGUUUUUUUACAACUUCCAACGAUUUACCUCAAGCUUGUGGUUCUUUUUGGCGCCUUCCAGAUGA